AGAUUGGAGGAGCUAGAAACACGAUAGUUAGGAUGUUCAGAUGCAAUCUUUUGAGAAGGCAAUGGCAAGCAAUAUUCAAAAGAGAUUAUAAAGCGUUCGGAUUGGGAUCGGGCUUCUAUGUAACGGCGGCACUUUACGCUACUGAUCACCGGAAUGAUUCGAAUGGAUUGGCUCCGUUGCGAGAUGAUAUUGGUACAGCAAGCACAUUCACUAGUAAAAAAUUGGAUGUGCAUGAGAUUAGUGAUUUCACAGAAGUAGGUUUCGAUAAAGCCAUAAAAAGAGAGGCGUUAAAAGAAAACCACACAAAAUAUUUAAAACUUGAUGAAUUUUUGCGAACAUUGCGGAACGAAGGCGCCGCUGAUAUUUUUGUAUGCACAGUUCCUAAGAAUCUUAAAUAUGUGGACUACAUGUGCAUUAUAACAUGUUUGACUCAUCGUCAUAUGAGCGCCGUUGCAAAUAUGGUUCGAAAAAUGCAUAAAGUAACCUGUAAUGAAAAUGACACGCCGCCGAAAAUAGAAGGGAAACAGAGUCGAGAUUGGAUUGCCUUAGAUUUAGGUAAUAUUGUAUUGCAUAUAUUUUCAGUUGAAUUCAGAAAAUUAUAUGAUUUGGAAUCUCUUUGGAGUAUUGGGUGCAAAUAUGAUAAACAUUGCCAAAGGGUCGAAAAUUCGCAUUCAAACGUUUUUGCUGAAGACAUCACUAUAAGAAAUUUUUAAAUGCUUAAAUUACGGUAAUAAUAAUAAGACGCCCCAUUAUUUCCUGAAUUUUAAAUAUAAAAAAUAUUGGUGGGUAGAAAAUACAUAUGGAACUUCUAAAAGAAAA
This is a messenger RNA of Hermetia illucens (black soldier fly), 819 nucleotides long. RefSeq lists its product as uncharacterized. Gene Ontology annotation, biological process: negative regulation of translation; negative regulation of ribosome biogenesis. Gene Ontology annotation, cellular component: mitochondrion. NCBI's taxonomy places the organism in Eukaryota, Metazoa, Arthropoda, Insecta, Diptera, Stratiomyidae. The record is from RefSeq and is a predicted model, not a curated record. The transcript is spliced from 3 exons. The coding region runs from base 33 to 713 and encodes 226 amino acids. Gene Ontology annotation, molecular function: ribosomal large subunit binding.